UGAAUUUUAAUUUUGUAAACAUGAGUCGGGCGCUACAGCACCGCAAUCCACGUGUAAUCGGGCAACACAAAGAACCCGUCGUUUGUGUGUGAGGAUACAGUUUCAUUUUUAAAAGCCAAGUUUUUAUAAAGAAAUGUUUUGUGUCAUCCAAUAUGGCCAGAUAAUUCGUAUUUACCUGCCAUUUGGUUUUAUUAACAUUUUCCCCCGAUUUUCUGACACAUCGGAGUUAUUGUAUUGGAACGUUUGUUAAAACAGGAGUUUUUAAUUCAGAAAAUAUUUUUCUGUGUUUGAUGUGUCGAAAAAUAUGACGGAUGUUGUGUAUCGAAGCUAGUGUUUGCUAAACACAUACUUUUGGAAGUUUAUUUUUAUUAAACUUUAUAGACGUUGGUGAUGCUUUGAUAUCGUAUGCUAGCAUAGGAUAUGACAAUACUUUGCUAAGAAAAGAGGAAAACUGAAACUGCAUUUCAAGUGACAAUUUGGAUUGUGAAUUUCCAUGUAAUUUGUAUAAAUACCAUCUUUGAAAGAUCUUUUCCAUCCAGUGACUUUUUACCUAUGGCCAGAUUGCAACUGAAGCGUCAAUAAUGUGAAGUGGUCAAAUCCAAAAUGUUUUAACUGUUUUAUACAGAUGGAUAUUUUCUGUUUCAACAUAUCUGCAUUGACCCCUGACAUAAAAAACGUUAAUGAACUCCCCUCAAACGAGGGGUUUGCCACCUUAAACUUUAUCACGAGGAUGUCCACUUCAGUUACUGUGACGUCAUAAUCUCCAAGUUUUUAUGAUGUCAUCAAAAUGCACCGACCUACCGGUAAAGGCUCCGGGCACCGGUCCCUGCUCGCGGAGACUCUGGGUGUUUUUAGUCUUAGGAGCUGUGGACAUUGUUUUAGGACUCAUCAGUGUUGGACUUUAUUUCAACAUUCAGGCUAUCACUACCUCUGACAGCCUGACGGAAGUGAUACCUGGGUAUAUCGUUUGUCUUGUGGUCCUUCUUAAAGGGUCCAUUGUUCUUGUCUUAUUUUGGUUGCGGCCAUCUUGCUUGAUAUUUGUCUGCCUAGCGGUGGCGACAGGUUGCGGACUUCUUUGCGUUGUGUUGGCCAUCUUGUGUGUGACGCACGUCCUUCAGCCAAUCACAAACCUCGACUCAUGUACCUACAUCAAGCAGGAUUCGGUUUGUGAAUGUAUAUCGUCAUAUCGGAGAGACGGCCUAACUGUAGAGUUUCUCCCUGCUGAAAAAGAUAAAAUAAAGUUUGAGAGAAGCAACAGUUGUGAGGACAUUGAAUCCCUACUUCCGGUACUUUUAUAUGCUGAGUGCGCCCUCUAUCUGUGUAUAUUCAUCGUGUGUACCAUUGUCGCUGUCCUGUCAUUCCUCAUCAUAAAGUUAGAGAAAAGAAACAUUUUAAGGAAUGAAACUUAUGAAGAGAUUUUUACUGUAAGCGGAGGGUCUUCGUGCAGUGAAAGUGAGGGCGAACCGGAAGCCGAUUCCACUCCAGCAUCGGAAGGAAAUACCGGACCGGGAAGACCGGAAGUAAACAGUCAGCUAGACGGCAGGAACACCUGCCCACCCGGGAUCCUUAAAAACCAGGAUAAACAUGAAAUUCUUGUAGACAAGUCUCUCUCGCGGUCAAAAUCGUGCGAUUCAAUUGAUCUUAUAUACAAUGCCUCCGAAAGCGACAAGGUCAAGAAGGGGCGUCUGAAGGAACACAGAAGAAGGGAGCGGCGUGCGGUCACUCUUAACAACCUCGACUCCAAACAGUUACUGUUAAUUUUAGAUCUACAGAGAAGGUACCAGGAAGAAACUCGCUUGUUGAAAUCUCAGGGAAAUUUGAAUAUUACUCCGACAGGUGCGACACCUAAUGCCGAACUUAUUGUGCAAAGAAGGGCAGUAACUCCUCAACCUUAUAGAAAACCUAAUCCAAAUACUCUGCCGCGUUCACAUACACCACAACCCGGCCCCGUUAGUGGUUGUAAUAUUAGAAUGGGCGAAUUAGCUCGCGAUCUACAAAACUGUCUUCGGGAUAGAGAAUCUGCCACCAAGAGUAAAGAACCUCAGAGGAAAACGGACGGAACGGACGACAAUAAACUGGUGCCUCAGAACGACGGUUACGUCCAUAUGGCUCCACGACCAAAGUCACGUCCGUCUGUACAGAAAUACUUUCUACCACCACAGCCAAUACAGAGGUGCAGGUCCACAUCUCCAUUUACCAACCCACGCCAAAGAAAGACUUCUCCUUCCGAACAACUGCCGUCCCAACCGAAAUCGCGAACGCUUGAUUCGACGACACUGUUGCCACCCGCGCCAAUACAACGAAAUGGAUCCGCCUUCCAGUUGGUAGGACAUCCUGUCGGACCAAUGUAUAAUAAAGGAUCCGUCUCUCACGAUGUUGUGUUCCGAACACCCGGUGACAUUUUCUGCGAAAAUGCAAUCCGGGACAAUUUUAAACUAUAUUCAAGUCCAUUUCUCCUAAGAAAUACAAAACAAGGGCCUGUUGAUUCUGUUUCCGGUUCAACCUUGACCCCGCCUUAUUCCGGUCCGCCCUCAUACACGGAAUUUCUUUCUAGAACGGAUUCUGCUUUGGAAUCUGGAUCAGAACAUAUAUAUGAGACGUACGAAAACAUCUCUGAAACAAAGUCAUCAUCUAGAAAGGUCUCAUCUCCGAAACGGAGUCCCAAGAAAACGAGUGAGACUGUUCAAACGACAGAAAGUGAGGACGACGUGUUUCUUCCUGUUAAGGCUUCAACAGGUGUCGCAAAUUCCUCCCCCUCCCAGCCUUAUAUUCCCGCGUAUAACGACUCUAGUCGUAGACGAAAACCAAAGAAACGAAGUGGACGUCAGAAACAGGCAGCCAAUGAUGUUGCUGUUUUCAAUGGUCACGUGACUCCUUCUAAGAUCACAACAGAGUCACGUGAUUUCAUUCAUCAUCAGAACCCUACAGAAAAUGACAAUGUAUAUGCAAUUAGUGCCAAAGCAAGAACUAAAUCAGCAAACACUGACACCGACUGCGAAAGUUCUAGAAAACUAAGCACAAACAAUUUUUCAAAAAUGCCCUGUAGUUCAGUCAGUGCAUCGGAAGAGAAAGUAGAUGGAAAACAGUUGUCAGAGAAUGAGACAAGCUGUACAAAGACAGGGAAAUAUCACACAGGUUAUAUAAUCGGAGUAAGAGGUUAUUCCAAACGUAUGUCUGAGAGUUCCGGGUGUACGUACGAGGAUGUGGAAGAAUCGUCAAUAGGAGUUUCAAGCCAAGCAUCUCUAAUCUCGAGCAGUGACGAGAUAACACGAGAAUUCAAUAGAGCAAUAGACGAGAUUCACCCAGGUCUGGGCGAUCCAAGGGUUCUGGAGACUAUGAUUUGACGCAUGUGCAUUGUUCAGUUCCUUUCUGGACUUCCUCGUAUAUGAUCAUACUGUUUAAAAUAUUUCUUAUAAUAAAUUCCUAUAUGUGAACAAAUUGAUACGAGUAAUUAUAAGGGGAAUCGGGUGUUUAAGGAAUAACAAGAACAAAAACCUAUAUUUUGAUAUUCAUUAUAGUAUACGCAUGAAUGAGAUUGAAAAAUACCCGUAUGUACAUGUAAAUGCUUUCGAUCUCUCUACAAGUGACAUUGUGAAUAUUUGUGUUCUGUUUACAAUACACUGUUUAUUAUACACUAUGGAUGUGAAUGUGUUCAGUCAGACUUUAUGACGUUAUUUUUCUGUUUUACCAUUAUAGAUUUACUUUUGUAAUGUAGUUAUAUCAUUUUUGCGACCGACAUAGAAAUAAAAUUUAAAUUCUUGUA
Saccostrea cuccullata (small rock oyster) is the source of this 3763-nucleotide messenger RNA. RefSeq lists its product as uncharacterized. NCBI's taxonomy places the organism in Eukaryota, Metazoa, Mollusca, Bivalvia, Ostreida, Ostreidae. The transcript has 5 exons. Bases 774 to 3344 code for a protein of 856 amino acids. The record is from RefSeq and is a predicted model, not a curated record.